AUGCCCAUCUCUUCCAUCAUACCGCUUGUCUUCUUAUUCAUAACCCCGUGCCCUUCCUGGCUUUCGUCCCCGACAUCUGUUGUGCUUCUACUCUUGACUUCGUCCCAGAUCCGCUUCCCCCAAUCUAUCAGUCAUCCAUUUAUACUACCUUUGCCUCCUCUUCACCUCGAGCUCUCAAGGCCCCGUCCAUUUACAGUCUUGCAUUGUCGACGGAAGAACAACACACAACAAUCGAUACCAAUACCCACUCUAACAACCCCUUGUCGAGACUAUAAGACGAUUUCUUAUAAUCAUAAUAAACAGCAUCGACAACACCCAAGCAACCGUUCACAAAGUACAAUACCCGUUGAUUCGUCUCGACAGUUGACUAUCUUCUUCGAUGAUCAACACUCAUCUUCAUCUUCAGCCCAGAGCCUCACCCAGCGUCGCUAUUACGCCUCUGCGGACAUAGAUCGGUCACAACUUUUCGGAGAUAACAUCAUCCAGCCGUCACCACUACUUCCACAGCCUUCCGGAACUAGCUCGUUUCCGAUCUUUGGACAGUAG
This is a messenger RNA of Colletotrichum lupini, 546 nucleotides long. RefSeq lists its product as uncharacterized. The record is from RefSeq and is a predicted model, not a curated record. The transcript has a single exon. Bases 1 to 546 code for a protein of 181 amino acids. NCBI's taxonomy places the organism in Eukaryota, Fungi, Ascomycota, Sordariomycetes, Glomerellales, Glomerellaceae.